AUGAUUGUAUCGUGGAAUGUCCGGGGGCUUAAUAAAUCGGUGCAUGAAUUUUUUGAAAAAGGAAAACUUUACAAAGCUUUCAACUGUACCUCUGUAUCCCUUAUCCCGAAGCAUGAGUCUACUAAAUCCAUAAAGGACUUUCGGCCUAUCUCUAUGUGCGCCACUUUUUACAAAGUGAUUUCGAGAAUUAUGACAACAAGGUUAGGUAGAAUUAUUGGUAGUAUUAUUAGUUCCAAUCAAGCGACUUUUGUCCCAAGUCAACAAAUCCACAGUCAUAUUAUGUUAGCUUACGAAUUAAUCAAAGGGUACACUAGGAAGGGUGGAACUCCUAGAUGUAUGAUUCAGCUUGAUAUGCAGGAAUUGUAUGACAUGGUUGAUUGGAAAGCUUUGGAGAGUUUUAUGCAGGAAGUUGGUUCGCAUCUCAAUCCCUAUAAGAGCAGAAUAUACUUUGGUGUUGUAGAUGGUGAGAAUAAAAAGGAUAUUAUGUGUCUAAUUGGUUUCAAGGAAGGUUACCUUCCUUUCAAGUAUUUGGGAGUUUCACUUACUAGUAAAAAGCUGAAUGCCUGCCAUUACAUGAUCCUUGUUGAAAAAAUCAUCAAUUGUACAAAGCAUUGGUCAACCAAGUUGUUGAGCUAUACUGGUAGACUUCAUUUGAUCAGAAGUAUUUCCUUUGCUGUAACAAAUUAUUGGUUAAUUUGCUUCCCUCUUCCCAAAUCUGUUAUCAGGAAAAUUUACUCGAUUUAUUGCUCGUUUCUAUGGAUGGGGAAGAAUGUUAUAAGUAGGAAAGGUCUAGUCUCGUGGAAGCAUGUUUGCAGACCUGUGAAACAAGGAGGUUUAAGGAUCAUUGAUUUAUCUACUUGGAAUACUUGUACCAUGUUGAAGCUCAUGUGGAACAUCUGUAACAAGGAUGAAAGUCUUUGGAUAAAAUGGGUUCACACCUAUUACCUAAAGGGGAAAAAUGUGUUGGAUAUGCUGGAAAAAGUGGCAGUACAUGGAUAA
Messenger RNA from Vicia faba (fava bean), 999 nucleotides. The record is from the annotation of a GenBank genome assembly. NCBI's taxonomy places the organism in Eukaryota, Viridiplantae, Streptophyta, Magnoliopsida, Fabales, Fabaceae.